AUGAACCGUGCCUUAGUUCAACUGAGAUUACUACUGUGGAAAAAUAUUUUGCAACAAUUUCGAUCGCCAUGCUUUACAUUCUAUGAACUAUUCGUGCCAUUUUUCCUGAUUGCUCUCUUUUUUGGUUUAAUGAUCGGGUUACGCGAUCGUUUUGAAAAAUCACACAAUGAAACAAUAUAUCCAUCUUGGUACGUUCAAGGAAAUGCUUUUGAUCUCAUAAUACCACCGGACACCAAAAACAUGUCGGGCUCCAUGAUAGAUCCCUUGGUUUUAUUUCAAGGACCUAAAAGUGAGGAUUGUAUUUUUUUAAAUAUAACAAAUGAAAAGGAUUCAACAAAAUUUCAUAUCAAUCUCGAAAUUGCGUAUUCGCCUAACAAUUUCAAAAUUAAUCGGAUUAUGAAUACUGUUAAAGAAAGAUUUACAAAUUCAAAUAUUCUUAGUUUACUGAAAUUUCUAAACUUAAAUACCACCGAUAACGAAGGAUUGCAGUAUUUAUUGAAUUUGACUAUUUCAUCAGAAGCAUCGCUAACGAGUGGAAUAGUGUUCGACGAAGAUUUUGCUAAUUCCAACGAAACUACCAAUAUUUCUUAUAAAAUUCGUUUAUCAAAUACGAAACGUCGUUUCGUUAACCCACUAUUCGGUAAAUUGCCAUGGGAUACAAGAAUAAAUUUCGCUAUUCAACUUAUAUCCGGUCCGAUUGAUCCAAAUGAUGCUGGAGGCGGAGACCCAGGAUAUUGGCAAGAAGGUUUUCUUACUUUACAAAGAGCGGUUGACAUAGCGAUAAUACAGUACAUAAAUGGAAACCAUACUGAUCAAGAGCUAUAUGUCAAAAUGCAACGAUUUCCAUAUCCACCUUAUCAAAAUGAAAUCAUAGAAGUUGGUGAAUUUUUUCUACCCGUAUUGAUAAUAUUUGCUUUUUUACCCAAUAUUAUAUAUACAGUUCGAAUUAUUGUCGCUGAGAAGGAGGACCACUUAAAGGAAUAUAUGAUAAUAAUGGGUCUUUCGCGUUGGAUACAUUGGUUAUCAUUUUUCAUCGUAAGCUAUGCAAAAUUAUUGCUCAUGGUCGUUGUAAUAACAAUACUACUUCACAUCGUUACCAUCAAAAGCGACCCUACGGUGGUUUUUGUAUUUUUCCUUUUGUACUCCUUCGAUGCCGUUUAUUUUUCAUUCGUUUUAUCCACAUUUUUGCAGUCUGGGACUGCGGCAACAUUAGUUGCUGUUCUUGGUUGGAUGUUACUUUAUUUUUGGACAUCUUUUUUCAAUGGAACCGAUAUUUUGGUACCAUAUUCAUUCGAAAUUAGGUUGUUGAAUUGCGUAAAUCCUAAUGUCGUACUGGCUUUUGCUUCGAAACUUCUCGCUCAACAUGAAAUACACGAUUGCGGGCUUCAUUGGGACAACCUUUUUCAAACAACUUCAGCCGAUGAUCCAUUAACAUUGGGGCAUCUUUUUAUUAUGCUUAUCAUUGAUGGUAUUAUUUUAAUAACCACUGCUUGGUAUGUUGAUGAGAUCACGCGAAUAGAUAAUGGUGUUCAGCGAAGACCUUAUUUUUUCAUUUUGCCAUCGUACUGGUUUCGCAAUUACACAAAUAAUCAAGUACCACAAGUUGAAUCGUCUGAUGAUCGAACAGAAGAUUCAACGAUCGAUGAUGAAAAUGGUGAGAUAGCCGAAAAGAAAGCUGUCUCCAACCUCAAUUUGAAAAUUUAUCGCGGUAAUUUGAUAGCUUUACUUGGUCACAAUGGCGCUGGAAAGAGUACAACAUUUUCUAUGCUUACAGGCACGACCGUUCCAUCAUCUGGUACAGCCUAUAUCGAUGGAUACGAUAUUCGUACAUCGCUGCCCGAGAUUCGCUCUCGACUUGGACUUUGUCCACAGCACAAUAUUCUAUUCAAUACUUUAACUGUAAUUGAGCAUCUUGAAUUUUUUUGCAAACUGAAAGGAAGAUUCUGGAACAAAUAUGAAGCAAUGCAACUGAUUAAUAGACUGAAAAUUGCUGACAAAUCGAAUAGUUAUGCUAACGUUUUAUCGGGUGGCCAAAAACGAAAACUUUCGCUUGCAAUAUCACUUAUCGGUGGAUCCGAGAUUAUACUAUUAGAUGAACCGACAUCAGGAAUGGAUCCUGAAGCACGACACGACGCAUGGUCACUUCUUCAAGGCGAAAAAAAAAAUCGAACGAUUCUUUUAACAACUCAUUACAUGGAAGAAGCUGACUUAUUGGGAGAUCGUAUCGCAAUUAUCUGUAACGGCGAAUUACAAUGUUGCGGUUCUAGCAUGUUUUUGAAAAAGAAAUAUGGCUCCGGUUAUCAUUUAACAGUAAUGUAUAAGACAAUUCAGUCAUUGCAGCAACAGGAAAAAGUAGUAAAAGAUAGUCUAGCUUUAAUCUCACAUUAUUGCCCGGAUGCUCAGAUACAGUCAUGCGCUGGGCUUGAAGCUACAUUUCUACUUCCAUCUGAAUUUCGAAGCAGGUUCCCAUCUCUGUUCCGUGAAAUGGAAGAAAUUGGCGAAUCGAUAGGAAUAUUGUCCUUUGGAGUAUCCAUCACGACUAUGGAAGAAGUGUUUUUAAAAGUGAAUCAGUUGGCGGCAAUGAAAAUUUUCGAUGACAAAUUAGCCUAUUUGAAAGAUGGUAGCAAUAACAUAUCAAAUGAUAUUUCUAUUCAGCGCCUACGAACAAAACGACGUCUUAUUGGAUCGCCAUUAUAUAUUCAACAUUUUCGAGCAAUGUUUAUCAAACGAUCAAUCUUUUUCUUUCGAAAGUGGACUCUUUUCAUUCCGCAAUUAUUAAUUCCAGUGAUAUUCAUGGCAUUGUUGGUUUGGUCAGCGAUUACUGUACCUUCAGCCAAAAUUCAAGCACCUCAAAUCAUUAACAUCCAACCUUAUUCGAAAGACAAGCCUGCAUCUAUUUUAGUGGAAAAUCAGACCAUAAGUGCAUAUGGCGAGAAACUGUCUUUGCCUUUGUCUUUGUUGAUUUAUAGAUUGUUAAAAGAAACCUUAGCCACAAGAAAUUCUGAAGAUUAUUUCUUGAUUAUGCCUUAUACUAAUGUGCCGAUGGAAAUCCUCGCAGAAUCAGAAAUGGCAAGCGAAGGAACCAGAGGAUUUGGACUUCAUAAUCCUGUAGCAUUUCGCCUAGAAGAGGACCAUUUUGGUUUUUUCUCUACAAAAUCAAUCGUUGCAAUGUUCAAUAAUUUUGGACGAUCUGCGCAGCCACUCGCAUUGAAUUUGGUCGAUUCAGCAAUUCUUCGAAUGGUGACGAAGAAAAAUACAACUAUAAAUACAGUCAAUCAUCCACUGCCUCCAACAGCUGGGGAUUCGUUAAAAACAAAAGAUGCCUAUAAUGGACCAGCAUUGUUAAUUGGUUACGCUAUAAUAGUGUCGAUGAGCAUGGUCGUCUCUGGAUAUUCUUGCUUUCUAAUACAGGAAAGAAGUCGAAAAGCUAAACAUUUACAGGUUCACAGUUCACUUAAGCAAAGCAGCAAACUAAUGAGUGGUUUGAACCCAUUAAUUUAUUGGACGACUGCUUUUAUAUGGGAUGCUAUUUGUUUUCUGCUGCCAGUUGUAUCAUUUAUCGCUAUUUUCGCAGCUUUUGAUAUCAGAGUUUACAUACAACGAUCAGAUGUUGUCUUAACUCUUAUAUUAAUAAUGUUGUUAUAUGGAUGGUCUCAAAUACCUUUUGUAUAUCUUCUCUCAUUUGCAUUUAAUCUUGCAUCUAAAGGAUAUUCGAUGAUUGUCGUCUAUAGUAUUAUUACAGGUAUAAUUGGUGCAAUAGCGGUGCCAAUAAUUGAACAAACCACAAAUGAUGAUACAGCAGAUAUCGUUUCCACAAUAUUGUCGUUAUUUUUUCCAACCUAUAAUCUCAAUAGCUGUUUCACGAAAAUCUAUGGCAAUGAGUGCCGACGUCAAGCUUGCUCAGUAACUGACUGCUCAUUCUCACAAAAUUUUGGCACACUUAUGAAUAUCUGCUGUGGAACUGAUGAUGAGCGUAUCUACACGAAUAAUAUCUUAAGCACAGCUGGCAAAAAAGGUUUACUCUUUUCAAUUAUAUUUUUCGUGGCUCAAGGAUUUACAUCUUGGUUCCUUAUAUUUUGCGUUGAAAGCGGCUAUCUAAGAAAAUGGUUCUUGGCACCGAAUUGUGACAACUUCCAGAUUGCCGAAAACCAAGAAGACGAAGAUUCUUGUGUUCAAAUGGAAAAAUCUUUAGUUCGAUAUAUGAACGAAUAUAGCGCACCUGUGAUUGCGAAGAAUUUAAAAAAAAUUUACGGCAACUUCGAUGCCGUAAAAGGUGUCAGUUUCUGCGUGGAUACUGGUGACUGCUUUGGAUUAUUAGGUGUGAAUGGUGCAGGAAAGACGUCAACAUUCCAGAUGUUAGCUGGUGAAAAUUCUAUAUCCUCCGGUGAUGCCUUUAUUAAAGGCCACAGUAUUGCAAUGCAGUGGCGAGAAGCAACAGCAGAAAUUGGUUAUUGCCCACAAUUCGAUGCACUUAUCGAUGAAAUGACAGGAGAAGAGACGCUAACGAUGCAUGCACGAAUUCGUGGAAUACAUAUGGAUGAUAUAUCAUCGAUCGUAAAUGCCGUUAUUGAUGCUGUUGGCAUCAAAAUUUGUGCAAAAAGAAUGGUAAAAACCUACAGCGGCGGAAAUAAGCGCCGUUUGAGUCUGGGUAUAGCGCUUGUUGGUCUUCCAGAAGUUUUGCUUUUAGAUGAACCGACUACUGGUGUUGAUCCCAAAGCUCGAAGAGCAGUAUGGAAUAUUCUCUUGAAGGUGAAAGAAAAAGGUACCUCGAUAGUUUUAACUUCUCACAGUAUGGAAGAAUGUGAAGUGCUAUGCAAUAAAGUUGCGAUUAUGUGCCAUGGUCGAUUCAAAUGCUUAGGAACCACUCAACAAAUUAAAUCCAGAUAUGGUGCAGGAUAUACGCUAUUAGUCCGGCUAACAUCGCAAUCUGAAGCUGAAGAUAUAAAAGCAGUUAUAAAAAAAGCUUUUCCUGAUUCAAUUCUAAAGGAACAACACCUCCUACAGCUUCGGUAUGAAAUAAUCAAAAACAAUGAGAACAAAUGGUCAAACAUGUUUAUGAAAAUUGAAGCAAUCAGCAGAAGAUAUAAAAUUGCCGACUAUUCAUUGUGCCAAGCCACACUGGAACAGGUAUUUUUGGAGCUUUCUCAUAACACAUCGAUAUCAAAUCGCAGUGCAAAUAAAUCAGUUUUACCUAGUUCAAAUAUUUUAAAUGACUGGACUUAA
Messenger RNA from Dracunculus medinensis (Guinea worm), 5223 nucleotides. The record is from the annotation of a GenBank genome assembly. Lineage: Eukaryota; Metazoa; Nematoda; Chromadorea; Rhabditida; Dracunculidae.